AUGCACGUUCCGUAUUUUGGGGACAUAAGCUGGGUUUACACUAGCAACAUAUUGCAGCAAUUUACUUGCGCGGAGGAACUUGACGCGCGAGUUGCGAGUGUAAACUUAUCGCCAAGUCGACUUGCGACCGUAGCAAUUUAUUGCGGAAGUGACUUGCUGCGCGUUUUCCACUUCCAGUGUGAACACCACACAAGAGCUAUCUGCAACUUACUUAAUGUGGUGACUAAAUUUUAUGCAGCCAUCUUACGUAUUAUAAGCCAACAAAUUUCAGAAAUGGAGGAGAAACGAGAAUGGACGAAGCAAGACACAGAAAAUUUUAUAGAAGCCGUGGAGAGCUACCACGAAAUUUGGGACGUACAUAACCGAGACUUCAAGGAUAGAAUGAAGAAGAUGUGUGCAUUGAACGAAAUCUCGCCAAUAUUUGACACGUCAGUGAAAGAGGUACAAAGAAAGUGGCAUAACUUGAAGACCCAAUUUUCUCAAGAAGUUAGGAAACUGCAGAAAAUAAAAAGCUGCUCUUCUGGCAUAGUGUCGGAUUCUUGGUGGCCGUAUUUUUCUGCAAUGAAAUUUCUAGAAAGUAGUGUUGCCACAACCUCUAACAGAAUACCUUCGCUAUCAACAAAGGAAGAAGAAAUUGUUACAGGAGAUGAUGUGCCAGUUGCUAAUGAGGGGAAGAAACAAAAAAGAGACUAAAGGAAGUGGUAAUGGGCUCAUUGAAAAA
This is a messenger RNA of Schistocerca gregaria, 721 nucleotides long. RefSeq lists its product as uncharacterized. The coding region runs from base 1 to 693 and encodes 230 amino acids. The transcript is spliced from 4 exons. Gene Ontology annotation, cellular component: transcription regulator complex; nucleus. The record is from RefSeq and is a predicted model, not a curated record. Gene Ontology annotation, biological process: regulation of transcription by RNA polymerase II. NCBI's taxonomy places the organism in Eukaryota, Metazoa, Arthropoda, Insecta, Orthoptera, Acrididae.